GUCAAUACAUAAGUAAGAAGUGAUUCAAAUUUCUUUAAAGUCAUGACAUCUCUACUUCAAGCUUCUGUUUUAUUUUUAUUAAUAUCCAUAUGUCGAGCAGAAAAACCUUCAAUGGAACCAGAAGGUUCUGAGAUCGCAUUAAAUGAAGGCGAACGAUUGCUCAUUAAAUGCCACAGUAAUCAAGAAAUGAACUUUUACACUAAAUUAGAUCACCCUGAUAAAGCGUCUGAUAGCGAUGAAGAAUCUGCAGGAAUAGGCGAGGGCUCAGUUACACUGAGUUUCGAAAAAACAUCAGUUGUUCCAGAGGAUAGUGGAUGGUACGGUUGUGCAGUUAAGGGGGUUACAAUAGAUAUAGAAACAUUGGAUCAGCCAGAAGUUAAAUGGAUUUACGUUGGCGUUAAACCUAAGAAGCCUUCAAUGGAACAAUCAGGACCAAUUCUUAAUUUAAUUGAAGGCGACGAAUUGUUUAUUAAAUGCCGUAGUUAUCAAGACAUGACUUUUUACACUAUCCUAGAUAAACCUGGCCAAGAGUCUCAAAGUACUGAAGAAGGUACUGCAAUCUUUGAGGGUGCAUACACACUCGCUUUGAAAAAAAAGUCAGUUGUCCAGGGUGACAGUGGAUGGUAUGGUUGCGCAUACAGUGAUGUAAAAGUUGAUACAAGUAAUCAUGAUCAGCCGGAAGUUAACUGGAUUAACGUUAUCGUUAAACCUAAAGCUUGAUCCAAUCACACAAACGUAUGAUUUUAUUCCAAAUUAACUGGAAGUUUCAUAAAUAUUUUAAAUUGGUCCUCAAGAAUUAUUGAAUACUGGUUUUAAUUAUUCACAAGUUUCUAAAUUCUCAAGAAAAUUAU
Messenger RNA from Microplitis demolitor, 851 nucleotides. RefSeq lists its product as uncharacterized. The transcript has 7 exons. The record is from RefSeq and is a predicted model, not a curated record. Lineage: Eukaryota; Metazoa; Arthropoda; Insecta; Hymenoptera; Braconidae. The coding region runs from base 43 to 720 and encodes 225 amino acids.